AUGUCCGAUUCCAUCAUUACGCUCAACCAAAUCGAGGAUCUCAAAGCAAGGCUUGGGAAUCAUGCAACUCCUCACAAUCCAGGCUCUGAGGAGUAUGAAAGGUGCUUACAGCGAUGGUCUGCUAUCGGCUAUCUACGACCGGGCCUGGUCGUUUGCCCAACGGAUGCGCAAGGCAUAGCAAGGACCGUUAAGUUUGCGAUGGAUCACCACAUUGAUCUUGCAGUUAAGGGUGGGGGUCACUCCACUGACACCUCUGCGUCCAGCAACGGAGGAAUCCUGGUCGAUCUACACCAUCUAAAACAGGUGAAUGUUGAUCCCGUCACCAAGACAGUCUCCGCCCAAGGGGGAGCAUUGUGGGCAGAUGUGAAUCGAGCAGCCGCCCAAUACCAGCUAGCCGUUGUCGGGGGAACUGUCAGUGAGACAGGAGUUGGAGGGCUCACAUUGCGCGGAGGUUACGGAUAUCUCACUCCCCAAUAUGGACUCGUCAUUGAUAAUCUUCUCUCGGCGAAUGUGGUUACAGCUGAGGGAGCGGAGGUCCUGGCAUCAGAAAACAAUAAUCCAGACUUAUUCUGGGCUCUACGAGGUGCUGGACAGAAUGUUGGGGUCGUGGAAAAAUUCAUCCUUCAGGCGCACCCACAACCUAAUCUGGUCUGGAGUGGCAUAAGAAGUUACCCCUGUGACAGGUUACCGGAGGUCAUUCAGGCCCUCAACGCGGCUCUUGUUCAUCCCCAAGGGAAGGCCGCGGCGCAGUGUGUCUUGGCUUUGUCACCUGAGAACGGGUCUCCGCUCGUCAAUGUGGUAUUAUUCUUCAACGGCUGUGAAGCAGAAGGAAAGAAACAUUUUGCGAGGCUGCUUGAUAUUAAAUGCAGUAGCGACGACGUCCGAAUGAGACCGUACUUGGAUGCCAACACCAUGCUUGAUGCAGCAGUGACCGCAGGAGGUCGGAAAAAAAUACUAGGUGUACAUCUGGCUCCACCAGUUCGGUCUGAGUUUGCCUCUAAACUUAUGGGAGAAUUCACUCAUCAACUCGCCAUCGAGACAGAUAUGGCUAAGAGUGCCUUGGAGUUCGACUAUUUUGACCCAUCCCAGAUCUGCUGUAUUUCCACAGAUAACACCGCUUUCCCCGCUCGCAAGAAGAUUCUGAAUGGUGCACUGAUUCUGCAGUGGACUGACCCUGGCAGGGACGAAGACAUUCUUUCGUGGGGGAAGUCCAUUCAGGUAAUGUGUGAAGAAGAAAUACGAAGAGCAGGCCAUGAAUCAACAGCCUUAGUAUCGAACUUCAUCGGGUAUACACGCGAGGACAACGUAACACCAGCUGACAUGUUUGGCAUCAAUGCGAAUCGGCUAUUGGACAUUAAAAAGAAAUACGACCCCUUCAAUGUAUUUCACAAGUUAAAUCCACUUGACCUGCAACAAAGUCGGCAGGGGGCUCCAAGGUCGGUUCUGGCCUACCUGCCUCAUUCCAUGUUCUGCAGCCCCUCUGGCGCGCGGCUCCAAAAUGCUUCUGCAAUAUCCAGCACUGCGCUCACAGUACUGUCCUGGGCAGGUUGA
This is a messenger RNA of Aspergillus alliaceus, 1551 nucleotides long. Its product is annotated as FAD-binding oxidoreductase. NCBI's taxonomy places the organism in Eukaryota, Fungi, Ascomycota, Eurotiomycetes, Eurotiales, Aspergillaceae. Gene Ontology annotation, molecular function: FAD binding; oxidoreductase activity. The record is from RefSeq and is a predicted model, not a curated record. The transcript has 4 exons. Bases 1 to 1551 code for a protein of 516 amino acids.